Sclerotinia borealis F-4128 is the source of this 1032-nucleotide messenger RNA. Lineage: Eukaryota; Fungi; Ascomycota; Leotiomycetes; Helotiales; Sclerotiniaceae. The record is from the annotation of a GenBank genome assembly.
AUGGCUCCCCAACCUGGCUCUCAGUAUCCCCUUUAUAACACUACCUUUACAUUACAUCGUGCCUCUCCACUAUACAUAGGAAACAAAGCUCUUAACAAUGCGAAUCUGCAAAUACAUGCGCGCCGAUUUCGAGAUACAUUGGCAGGCGACGUUUUACGGGGUGUUCGAGUUGGAUUGGGAUCUGAAGAUGAUAAUUUGGCUCGUGUAGGAGCUUUACAAACGGUGGUAUGGAAGGUUUUCAAAGUAGAAUCGGAUUGGGCAGCCGAGGAUAUAGCAGGAGGGGCUCUUGAUGAAUCUCUAUCGGAGACCACGCAUAAUCGCGGAAUACUGGUAAAAGUCAAUUACGAGAAAGCGAGUUACACUGCAAUUCUAUUACGCGCUACUUCCGAAGGAAACAUCGACGACUUGAAUGUGCAGCCUUCUCACGAUGGAGCUCAAUUUUUGCGCCUACCUUUACUUUUAACACGGAUGCCAUUGUCAUUGAGAGAAACAUUCAUACAGUACAUCUGUCAAACGUUCGAUGCAAGGGUGUCAACCCUGAAAUUGGAAGGCAACGACUUGACGGGAGCAUUCGAGCAAUAUACAUCAAACUCGAUCAACGAACACACAGCAGCCGAAGAGCGCCAAGUCGGUAUCCAAAAGAUUAUCAAAGAGAUCCAAAUAUCGGUUGGCUUCGAUAUACCUGGUGGAUCAGCUACACUCAAGACUAUUGAUAUACAUAUUGCCAGGGAGGAUCUUCCCCGUAUGCUCGCUCGAGGAAACAAAGUCACCAAAGAUGGAUCUCCCUUUAUGGCUGCAUUAGAAAGUUAUAUCAAGGCGCACCUGGCACUGGACCUAGGCCAUGAGAGGGUUAGGAUUGUUAAGGUUGCAUGUGGCGCAUUCGUGCUCGGUGAAGGGCGUUUAAAGUUGACGCAGCCAUCGAGUGGUGAGCACGAAGAGGGUGGACAAUAUCGGGCGACAAGACAAUUUCUUAACGGUCUUGUCAAAAUUGCAUCGGGACGAGGGGUUUUAGAGGAAAAGCGAAAGCCAUGA